AUGCAGCGUGGUGAAAAGAAAAUGGUAGGUUCCCGCGUGUACGUGGGCGGGCUUCCCUUCGGUGUAAGGGAAAGGGAUCUUGAAAAAUUUUUCAAAGGGUUCGGAAGGAUCAGAGACAUACUUAUUAAAAAUGGAUAUGGGUUUGUGGAAUUUGAAGAUUACCGAGAUGCAGAUGAUGCUGUAUAUGAAUUAAAUGGAAAAGAGCUGCUUGGUGAAAGGGUGGUGGUGGAGCCGGCGAGGGGCAUCGACCGCAGCGCGGACCGCUACCGUCGCGACCGCUACUACGAGCGUGACCGCGGCCGGUCGCGAUACGAUGACUACAAUUAUAGAUACGGGCCGCCGACGCGCACGGAGUAUCGACUAAUCGUCGAAAAUCUGUCUAGCCGCAUUAGCUGGCAGGAUUUGAAGGAUUACAUGCGUCAAGCCGGUGAAGUAACUUACGCCGAUGCUCACAAACAGCAUAGAAAUGAAGGUGUGGUGGAAUUCGCAACACACUCUGACAUGCGCGCCGCCAUGGAAAAGUUGGACGGCACUGAGCUGAACGGUCGCAGGAUCCGCCUGGUGGAGGACCGUCGGUCUUCACGUCGUCGCACGCGCUCCUCGUCAAGCCGAUCACGCUCUCGCAGCCGGGAAAGACGUCGGUCCAGCAGGUCCCGCUCUCGCCGCUCAUCCCGCUCUCGUUCCAAAUCGCGUCCGAAAAGCAAGAGUCCCGCUGCCAAGUCCCGAUCGAGGUCCCGAUCAAAGGAUCGCAGUCGUUCGAGAUCCGCCAGAUCAGCGUCCCGUAAGUCCGAGCGCCGCUCCGAGUCCCGCCAGUCCCGCGAGGGCUCCGAACCCCGGAAAUCCCCGGACCGUAAUGGCCGCCAUUCCGCCUCGCGCUCCAAGUCACGCUCGCCGAAACACGAUUCUAAAGAGGCCGCCGACAGGGCCAGGGAAAGGUCUCGUUCUCGCAGCAAGGACGCGGGGUCGCCCAAACGUGAAGAAGAGCGUCGGGAGCGCGAGAGCAAAUCUCGAUCCCGGUCACGAUCCCGGUCUGGAUCCCGCGAGCGGUCCGUAUCCCGGGACCGCUCCCGAUCAGCGUCCCCGCGGCAAAAUGGCGACACUCAGGACCGCGCUAGCACUGACCGCUCCCCACGCAGUGGUGAA
Messenger RNA from Brenthis ino (lesser marbled fritillary), 1143 nucleotides. NCBI's taxonomy places the organism in Eukaryota, Metazoa, Arthropoda, Insecta, Lepidoptera, Nymphalidae. The record is from the annotation of a GenBank genome assembly.